Molecule: messenger RNA, 2592 nt
Organism: Aspergillus pseudonomiae
Lineage: Eukaryota; Fungi; Ascomycota; Eurotiomycetes; Eurotiales; Aspergillaceae
Product: major facilitator superfamily domain-containing protein
Exons: 8
Coding region: 1-2592 (863 amino acids)
Biological process (GO): transmembrane transport
Cellular component (GO): membrane
Molecular function (GO): transmembrane transporter activity
Source: RefSeq, a predicted model, not a curated record
AUGACAAGCCCUGCCACCAGCCCACCGAACGAGCCAGGCUCAGUCGCAAAGGGGGAAAAGCCGUCAAACUUUGGUACUGCGCCGGAGAAAACAACAGCAAAUGCAGUCGCUCAACCGCCGCCCUAUACGGCCUUCUCUCGCCCGAAGAGAGUGUUUAUUCUCGCGGUGGUCACAGUGGCCGGCUUCUUGGGUCCAUUGGCAGGAAAUAUUUACCUUCCUGCCUUGCCUGUUUUAGAAAAUGAGUUCCAAGUAAGCGCUGCAGCGAUCAAUGCCACUGUUUCCGUAUUCAUGGCGGUAUUCGGUUUCGGUCCCCUCUUUUGGUCGAGCUAUGCGGAUUGGAAGGGUAGAAGACCAUUGUACUUGAUAUCUCUAGUAGUAUAUAUCAUCGCAAAUGUUUUGAUGGCUGUCCUUCCGACGAACUUUGGUGCUCUGGUGUUUCUGCGCAUCGUCCAAGCAUUUGGCUCAUCGGCUGUAGUGUCGAUGGGCGCCGGUACAGUCGCUGAUAUCACGGAACCCAAGCGACGUGCCCGGGCCAUGUCAUACUUCAUGUUGGGCCCUCAGUGCGGUCCUAUUUUGGGUCCGAUUCUGGGAGGCGCAAUCGUUGGUCAAGCAAGCUGGAGAUGGAUUUUCGCAUUCUUGGCAAUACUGGCGGCUGUGCUUUGGCUCAUCAUGCUUCUAUUCCAGCCGGAGACUCUUCGAGCCCGAGUAGGCAACGGAAAGCCGUACAGUGAUAAAGGUUGGGUAUUAUGGCCACCCAGCCCUUUCUCCUGCCUCGCCCCCGAGCCCGAGCGCGGUCUCCCUCCCCCGAAGCCUACUCUAAAAGGCUACUGGCGUCUCUUUACCUAUCCUCCCAUCGGUAUUGUCUCUGUCAACACCGCCAUUCUCUAUUCGUCAUAUUUUGGGAUCGCGGUCCAGCUUCCGACAGCGCUGGAGAAUGUUUAUCACUGGAACUCGACCCAGGUUGGGGCUGGGUAUGUUGCCGUUGGUGUUGCGAUGGUUGUGGGCUCCAUCGUUGGCGGCCGAGUAUCCGACUGGCGUCGAGCUCGCAUGGUCAGGGUCCUUGGAGAAGAUCAAGUCACCCCGGAGACCAGGCUCCGGGACCAAAUUGGAGGCAUAUUGCUCUGCGUCGCUGGUCUAGCAAUGUUUGGCUGGUUUGUUGAUAGGGCAAUUCAUCCGGCAGCAGUGCUGGUGUCAACAUUUCUGGCCAUGGAGAAAAUCACGAAUUCAACAGUGUUGUCUUCCGCUGGAGAGAGCAGCUCCGACCUUGGAACAGAAGAUGAGAGAAGAAAAGCCUUACUCCAAUCUUUUACGUCGGAAGAGGACAAGCGAAUCCGGAGGAAGAUUGACAGGAGGUUCUUGUUUUUGAUUGGCAUGAUGUAUAUUAUCAAAACUUCGCGAAUCAUGUUAACGUGGGGUAUUGUCCUCGCCUGCCAUGCGGCAGCAAAGAACAAACAAACUCUCUGGGCGCUGCGCUUUCUCUUAGGGAUGUGCGAAGCAGGCAUGUUUCCCGGAAUAGCGGCACAACUAUGCGGCUGGUACCGCAGCGAUGAGAUGGGCAAGCCCAUCAUGUGGAUGUUCGGCUUUCAGAACACGUCUGGCAUUGUAGGUUCGCUGUUAGCAUAUGGAAUAUCAUAUAUGAACGGGUUAUGUGGAAUGAGCGCAUGGCGAUGGGUUUAUUUAUUAGAAGGUCUAUUCACCAUCCUCUUUUCCGGAGUCAUCUACCUUGUCCUACCGGACUGGCCUAAGUCCCCCAGGACCAGGAAGUGGCUUUCAGAACGAGAACAGGACUAUGUCGAAGCACGACUAUCCGAGAACGCACCCAAAACAGCAGACUCCGACUUUUCCAAAGAAGAAGUGAUCGCAUCGCUCAAGGAUCCACGAACCUAUGCCUUCAUGCUAUCCCAGGUUCUCGUCAAUUUCUCAGGAUACGCCUUAACAUGGGAGCUUCCGACGAUCACCACCAGCCUUGGAUUUGCCGGGCUUCCACGCAAUCAGUUGCUAAAUAUCCCGCCAUCUGCGGCGGCAGUUCUGGCGAUUAUCUUCUCAGGCUGGUUCCUGAAACAGGCAUAUCUGACUCGCCCUGCAUAUACCAUGUUUUGUAUCAUGGGGCCGAUGCUUGUUUUUUUCAUUUUGCUAACGGUCUUGGAAUCCCGUGUCGGGAUCUAUAUCUCGUGCGUGCUGGGCAAUAUGUUUUAUUCGGUAUAUUUCAUUCCGUUCUGGGCAUGGCGAACAUCAUCUCUAAAAGGCACUACUGGUGCCGCAUUCACGUUAGCUUUCCAGUCAUGUGUUGGUCAGGUCGGCGGCGUUAUUGGACCGCAACUUUUUCAGUCCAAGUUUGCAUACAACGGAUAUAAAACCCCAUUCGGCAUUUGUGCUGGUGUAAUUGGUGCCGCCUGUCUAGCGAACCUAUGGACGUGGUGGUUGACAAGGAAUGUUGAGUGGGAUGUCCGUAGAAUCCGUCGGUUAAGAAUCAAGGAGGAGAAGCAGGGCCGUAUAUAUGCCGAGGACGAUGUAAAGGUCUAUCAGGAGCGGCAGUUCUACAAAGGGGUGACAAAGAGGGAAUCUGAGACGAAUGUGGCUGAGGCAGUAUAA